Messenger RNA from Folsomia candida, 2314 nucleotides. Its product is annotated as thimet oligopeptidase. Gene Ontology annotation, biological process: peptide metabolic process; proteolysis. The coding region runs from base 39 to 2225 and encodes 728 amino acids. The transcript has 9 exons. The record is from RefSeq and is a predicted model, not a curated record. Lineage: Eukaryota; Metazoa; Arthropoda; Collembola; Entomobryomorpha; Isotomidae. Gene Ontology annotation, cellular component: mitochondrial intermembrane space. Gene Ontology annotation, molecular function: metalloendopeptidase activity.
CAUCUUUCCUCCACUCGCCGCAAUCUUUCGUGGGCCUUAUGGUGACCGUGCCUCUCCUCCUGGGUCGAAUCUUCCUUACCGCCCGCUCGUCCUCCCCACUGCUAGCCGCCUCCUUUCGCACCACCAGAAUUGCGCAGUCCACAGCACCAAGUACUUCUCGUCUCUUGGCAUCACUCGCUUCCAGUACAAAAAUGUCUGAGCCUCGAUCACCUGAAGGAGUUGUCAUCAAUUUGGAUUUUAAUCACUUGGGGAAGGAUGAACUCCUCAACAUCACCCACAAGUUAGUGGACCGUCUCAAAAGUGGAGUGGACUCGAUUGUCGCCUCGCCGACUGUUUCAUAUUCGUCCAUACUUGGACCUCUCCUGGACUUGGAGCAAUCGUUUCGAACCGAGUCUGAAUUGGUCACGUUUCCUUUUCACGUUGCAGUUGAGCAAAGUUUGAGGGACGCUUCGAGAGAGGCGUCCUUACUCGUGGAGGCUGCUGUGGUGGAUGUCAACAUGCGUGUAGAUCUGUUCCAGAAGCUCGUGGCGUAUAAGGAACAAUGUGCAAAGGACAAUUUAUCAGAAGAAAAGCUCAGGGCGUUGGAUAAAUUAAUUCGUGACGGAAAACGAAACGGACUAAAUCUGGAUCAAGCUACACGUGAUGAAAUAAAAACGAUCAAGAACGAGCUUAACGAGAAAGCACUGGAAUUUGCCAAGAAUUGUGCCGAGGACAAGUGGGAGCACCUUUUUUCCGCAGAAGAAUUGACUGGACUUCCUCCCUCUUUUCUAGAGGGGUUGGACAAGGAUGCGACCACUGGGAAAUUCAAGUUGACCCUCAAAUAUCCUCACCUUUUCCCUGUCACCAAAAUGUGUUCCGUGCCUGAAACGCGGAGAAUUAUGGAGACUGCAAAUUCCUCCAAAGCGAUGGAACUGAACACUAAAAUUCUGGAAGACAUUUUAGUCCUUAGACAACGGGAGGCGGAACUGCUGGGUUAUCAAAACCAUGCUGCAUACGUCCAAGAGGUAUUAAUGGCCGACUCUCCUGUCAAAGUGGACCAGUUUUUGCGUGAAUUAGCAGAGAAGCUGCAACCCCUGUGGGCGUUGGAAAGGUCACAAUGGCUGUCCCUCAAAAAGGCCGAGUUUGAGCAGAAUGGGUGGGAGUUCAACGGUAAGCUGGAACCCUGGGAUUCACGCUAUUAUAUGCAAAAAGUUGAGGAGACCCAGUACUCCAUCAACCAGGAGGAGUACAAACCAUACUUCCCCAUUGAGCAGGUCACUUCAGGCUUAUUGGAAAUUUAUCAGACACUCCUUCACGUCAAAUUCACAUUGCUCCAAAAUGUCCCUGUUUGGCAUCCGGAAGUACAAGCGUAUGAGGUUCGGGAUGCACGUGACUCUAGCCUUAUGGGCUACUUCUAUUUGGAUAUGUACCCUCGGGAUGGCAAGUACACACACGCCUGUUGCAUGCCCCUUCAACUGAGCUGCGUGGGGUCGGCGGAUGGGAAGAGGAUUCCUGCCGUUAUCGCCAUGCUCUGCAACUUCCCAAAACCUUGUGGUGACCGACCCGCUCUGCUGCACCACAACGAGGUGGAGACGUAUUUUCACGAGUUUGGCCACGUGAUGCAUUCCAUCUGCAGCAGGACAGAGACGGGAACUUUCUCUGGGGCUUCCGGAGUGGAAAAAGAUUUUGUCGAAUGCCCUUCACAAAUGUUGGAGAACUGGGUGUGGCACCGAGCCCCACUCGCUCUGCUUUCCAAGCACUACGAGACUGGAGAAACCCUUCCAUUGGAAAUGGUCGAGAAGCUCGUCCACUCGCAAAAGGCGAAUGCUGGGGCUUUCAACCUCCGUCAAAUUGUGUUGGGCCUGUUUGACCAGAAGAUCCACACUGCCCCUGCAGGUGAGCGCUGUGACACGGCCAAGUAUUACGCGGACACGGUGAAGGAAAUUCUCGAUAUGGAGGCCAUCCCAAAUACCAACUUCCCUGCAAGUUUUGGUCACUUGGCGCACGGCUACAGUGCUCGUUACUACUCUUACUUGUGGAGCGAGGUGUUCAGCAUGGACAUGUUUGACACGGUUUUUGGCGAUGAAUUGAUGAACCCUACGAAAGGAUUGCUGUAUCGACAAAAGAUUCUUGAGCCAGCUGGAUCCCGCGACGCAACGGCCCUUCUGAGCGACUUUUUGGGGAGAGACCCCAAACCCGAACCUUUUCUCAAGAGCAAAGGAAUCGAGGUUGCUGCAUCCAAUUAAUUAUCAUUGCGUUAUUAUCAUCUACUUAUCCAUUUCUACUCUUGGGACAAUCUUUUGAAUUAUGCAAUACAAUAAAUCGUUGAAUUUUU